This is a messenger RNA of Brassica oleracea var. oleracea, 1011 nucleotides long. Its product is annotated as 3-isopropylmalate dehydratase small subunit 3. The transcript has 2 exons. The record is from RefSeq and is a predicted model, not a curated record. The coding region runs from base 82 to 819 and encodes 245 amino acids. Gene Ontology annotation, molecular function: hydro-lyase activity. Lineage: Eukaryota; Viridiplantae; Streptophyta; Magnoliopsida; Brassicales; Brassicaceae.
GAACUCCUCCACUUGUAGUCGUUUCUCAUUAUUGAACAUUUUGAGCUCUCGUCUCGUCUCGUCUUUCCUCCACACCAAACCAUGGCGGCUUCUUCUCUGCAAUCCCUAAACCCUACAUUCUCCCAAACCCUAGCUUCUCCCAACACCUCUCCUCCCUUCCGAUCCCCCUUUCUCAGAUUCAAUUCCUCCUUCAAUCUCAAACCCCUCUCGACUCGCUCCUCCUCCUUCAUCGCACGCUCCGCCGCCGAGCCGCAGGAGAGAAAGACCUUCCACGGCCUCUGCUACGUCGUCGGCGACAACAUCGACACGGACCAGAUCAUCCCGGCGGAGUUCCUCACCCUCGUCCCGUCGAACCCCGACGAGUACGAGAAGCUCGGCUCCUACGCGCUGAUCGGGCUCCCGGCCUCGUACAAGGACCGAUUCGUGCAGCCAGGGGAGAUGAAGACGAAGUACUCGAUCAUCAUCGGCGGGGAGAAUUUCGGGUGCGGGUCGUCUCGGGAGCACGCGCCGGUGUGUCUGGGAGCGGCGGGGGCGAAGGCGGUGGUGGCGCAGUCGUACGCGAGGAUAUUUUUCAGGAACUCGGUGGCGACGGGGGAGGUUUAUCCGCUGGAUUCGGAGGUUAGGGUUUGCGAUGAGUGUAAGACGGGGGAUGUGGCGACGGUGGAGCUGAGGGAAGGGGAUAGUGUUUUGAUUAAUCAUACGACCGGGAAAGAGUAUAAGCUGAAGCCCAUUGGUGACGCUGGGCCCGUGAUUGACGCUGGUGGGAUCUUUGCUUAUGCUAGGAAAGCUGGGAUGAUUCCUUCUGCUGCUGCUGCUUGAUUUGAUUUCUCCAACUCAGGGGUAAAUGCAUAUGUCGAUGAGAGUUGAUCUUCAAGGGUAAGUAAUUUUCUGCUUUUGUUUCCAAUAAAAAAAGAACAAUAAGAACAUGUAUGUUUCAAGAAUUUGUGAACCUAGUCUAUGCUUUUAUGGAUAUAUGUUAUGCUUUUCGGUUUAGUCUUCUAUUUCACUUUA